Molecule: messenger RNA, 3117 nt
Organism: Cavenderia fasciculata
Lineage: Eukaryota; Evosea; Eumycetozoa; Acytosteliales; Cavenderiaceae
Gene: mileS
Product: isoleucyl-tRNA synthetase
Exons: 4
Coding region: 1-3117 (1038 amino acids)
Biological process (GO): isoleucyl-tRNA aminoacylation
Cellular component (GO): cytosol
Molecular function (GO): tRNA binding; ATP binding; isoleucine-tRNA ligase activity
Source: RefSeq, a predicted model, not a curated record
AUGAAUAAUAAUAAUGUGUAUGUACAUAACGGGAGUAAAAGUUGGUUUACUCUUUUGUCUUUGCAAAAAGAAAGAGAGAUGAUCAAUUUAUUACGACAUAGUGGUAGUAAAUCGACGACCAUCUUUAAAGACACUUUACUAUCUUCGUCUUUGAUUAGACAAUCGUUUAGUAGUGCUAGUAGUGGUGGCGGUGGAGCAGACAAUGAUCAUUCAUACAGUGCAACACUUAAUCUACCAAAGACAUCAUUCUCGAUGAAAGCAAAUGCACAACAACGAGAACCAACUCUACUCAAAGACGCAUACCAAUUGUACAAGUGGCAAGAAACGAAUAAUGUAGAGGGUGGCAAGACAUGGGUGUUUCACGACGGUCCACCCUACGCAAACGGAGACUUGCAUCUCGGUCACGCACUCAACAAGAUUCUAAAGGACAUUACCAACCGUUACAAGAUGCUUCGUGGUCACCGUGUCAACUAUAUCCCCGGGUGGGACUGUCACGGUCUGCCUAUUGAAAGUAAGGCAUUCGAAUCGAUCCGUCGUGAAAAGAGUGAUCGCAUGACACCUGUAGAGAUUAGAAAGACGGCCAAAGCAUACGCUGAAAAGGAGAUACGCAAGCAGAUGGCAUCUUUUAGAUCAUGGGGUAUUAUGGGUGACUGGGAAGCACCUUAUAUCACAAUGGCACCAGACUAUGAGGUAGCUCAACUCGAAACCUUUUACGAUAUGUAUAAGCGUGGAUACGUUUAUCGCGGUAUCAAGCCCGUUCACUGGUCACCGUCAAGUCGUACUGCAUUAGCUGACGCCGAGCUCGAGUACAAUGACAACCAUGUCUCGCAAUCCAUCUUUGUCAAGUUUGCAGUGACACAGUCUUCCAACGCUCACAUCCUCGCUGCUAUGAGUCGUGGUGACAAGGUUCAUGCUGUCAUCUGGACCACCACGCCAUGGACCAUUCCAGCCAACCAAGCAAUCUGUGUCAAUGCCCAGUUGGAAUACUCGCUUGUCAAACAUGACAAGAUCGACAACCACCUACUCAUCGUGUCAUCUGAACGUCUUGCAUCGCUCAGAUCAGCAUUUGGAUUGGAUUUAGAGGUCGUUGCAACAUUUACAGGUGCACAACUUGAAGGAACUCAAACAGUCCACCCACAAUACAACCGUCCAUCACCAGUUCUUCUCGGCGACCAUGUUGUCGCUGGCUCUGGUUCUGGUUUGGUACACACUGCCCCAGGACACGGUAUGGAGGAUUUUGCCAUCUGUGCUCAACACAAUAUCGCAGUCUUGUCGCCAGUCGAUGACGAAGGUCGUUUCACCAAGGAGGUAGGUGACAAGUUUGUCGGUAUGGAGGUGCUUGGCGGAGGUAAUACAGCCGUUAUUGAAGACCUCUCUCAACUCGGGUGUUUAUUACACCAAGAAAAGUACACUCACAAGUAUCCAUACGACUGGCGUACAAAGAAACCCAUUCUCAUCCGUACCACCCGUCAGUGGUUUGUCGAUCUCACCGACGUGCAUCAAUCGGCUAUUCAAGCCAUCAACGCCGUCAACAUGGUACCUCCAUCGGGUUCUAACCGUCUGUCGAGUAUGGUUGGACGUCGUUCAGAUUGGUGUAUCUCGAGACAACGUUUCUGGGGUGUACCCAUCCCCGUCUUUUACGAAAAAGAGACUGGCGAAGCACUUAUCAAUGACGAAACCAUCCAACACAUUCUCGAGGUAUUUAGAAAGCAUGGUGGUGCAGACAGCUGGUUUGAACGUGACGUAGCUGAUCUCCUUCCCGAGAAAUACAGAUCCGAGAGUCACAAGUAUGUCAAGGGUAGCGAUACCAUGGACGUAUGGUUUGACAGUGGUACUUCAUGGCGUGGUGUCCUCGUACAAAGAGGAAUCAUUUCCAAAGAGGAUGGUGUAGCAGAUAUCUACCUAGAAGGUAGUGAUCAACAUCGUGGAUGGUUCCAAAGCUCACUCUUGACCUCUGUUUGUGCUCGUGGUAUUGCUCCAUACCGCAACGUCGUUACACAUGGUUUCCUUCUCGAUGAAAAGGGAAUGAAAAUGUCAAAGUCUCUCGGAAACACUAUGGCUCCAAACCUCAUUGUCAGUGGUGGACCAAACAAAACUGAAAACCCAGCCUAUGGUGUAGAUAUGUUACGUAUGUGGGUUGCCAGUAGCGACUAUAGUCGUGAUAUCUCCAUUGGUCCAAACAUUCUUAUCAAACUAUUGGAAAACAUCAAGAAAAUUAGAAAUACUGUUAAAUUCAUGUUGGGUUCAAACUUUGAUUUUAAUCCAGAAUUAAAUCAAAUUGAUUAUAAUCAAUUAUCUGAUUUGGAUAAAUUUGCACUUCAUAAAGUAUUUUUAUUGGAACAAAAUGCAUCAAAAUAUUAUGAUCAAUUCCAGUACAGCAAAGCAAUGCAAGAAUUAAAUAUAUUUGUAAAUGAAAUCUCUUCAUUUUAUUUUGAUGUCAUCAAACAAAGACUUUAUGUAGAGUCAAAAGAUAAUAUCCUAAGAAGAAGUUCUCAAACUGUUUUAUUCCAUAUGUUAGAUGUUGUUAAUAAGAUUUUAGCACCAGUUACAGUACAUACAUCAGAAGAUAUUUAUAAUCAUCAAUUUAAAUAUCGUAGUCCAAAGGAAUCAGUAUUUACUCAAGGAUGGUGUAAAUUUGAAGAACAAUGGUACAACCCAGAACUCUUUGAGAAAUGGAAUCACAUUAUUACUCUUAGAAAUGAAGUGAACCGUCUUUUGCAAAUCGUUCGUGACAAGGGUGUCAUUGGUCGUCCAGACGAAGCAACCAUUACCAUUAUGGUUACCAACGACCAAGUACCACUCUACACUCAUCUCACUUCACUCCAAUCACAACUGGAAGACAUCUUUUGUGUCAGUGGUGUCAUUGUCGAACCAUACAACGCACCUCCACAACUAGAAGGUGAAGCUGCCAUGACAUCUGAUGUUCUCAUCACCAACCCACAUGGUGGUCAAACUCUCUACCAACUCAAUGGUGGUAUUGACAAGGUUGCAAGAUUCCAAAUCACAUGUCAAAAGUCUACCCAACACAAAUGUCCAAGAUGUUGGAGACAUCAAAGUGAAAAGGAAGCAACCCUUUGUCAACAUUGUGUUAAAAGAUUAGAAGAAAUUAAACUUUAA